Molecule: messenger RNA, 1202 nt
Organism: Gracilinanus agilis (Agile Gracile Mouse Opossum)
Lineage: Eukaryota; Metazoa; Chordata; Mammalia; Didelphimorphia; Didelphidae
Gene: LGALS12
Product: galectin 12
Exons: 8
Coding region: 16-843 (275 amino acids)
Biological process (GO): lymphatic endothelial cell migration; intrinsic apoptotic signaling pathway
Molecular function (GO): integrin binding; lactose binding
Source: RefSeq, a predicted model, not a curated record
CUUCAUGCUGGAAAGAUGGUCAUGGUCCAGGGCACGGUCCCACGGGACGCUCAGAGGUUCCAGAUUGAUUUCCAGUGUGGCUGUAGCCUGCAGCCCCGGCCGGACAUCGCCAUUCAUUUCAACCCUCGAUUCUACACCAGUAAGCCCCACGUCAUCUGCAACACCCUUCACUGGGGACGAUGGCAAAGGGAGGCCCGUUGGCCCAAGCUGACCCUGGGCAGAGGAGACAGUUUCCUGCUCCUCUUCCUCUUUGGAACCGAAGAUGUAAAGGUGAGCGUGAAUGGCCAGCACUUUCUCCACUAUCCCUACCGGCUCCCACUAUCCAGAGUGGACACCCUGGGCAUCUACGGCCAUAUCUUUGUGAAAGCGGUUGGAUUCCUGAAUAGCAAUCCUUUUGUGGAGGGUGGAACCGAGUACCCAGCUGGAUAUCCUUUUUUACUGAAAAGCUCCCGACUGGUGGUUCCCUGCACGUGGCCUCUUCCCAGGGGCCUGUGGCCAGGACAGGUCAUCGUGGUGCGGGGCCUUGUGUGUCCCAACCCUCAGGAAUUCACACUGAGCUUGCAGGAUGAUUCAAGGCAACCACCCAUGAAGCUCGAGGUUUGCUUUAGAAACAGGACCAUGGCUUGGAUCUCCCCUUGGAGCCGGAAGGAGCAGAUCUCGGCCCCUUUCCUCUUUCACCCACAACGCUUCUUCGAGGUACUCCUCGUGUGCAGGGACAACGGCCUCAAGUUAGCCCUGAAUGGGAAUGCAGUUGGGGCAGUCAGCCUCGGGCGGCGGGCCCUAGAGCGACUCAGGGAGCUUCGGAUCAGCGGGAACGUGGAGCUCUACUGUGUCCGGUGCUAGAGGGCCUGGACUCCCAGGGGAGCAGCAGGGCCCCCCAAAGCCAGAGCAUCCUUAGCCCUCGGGCCACCCCACAGGCCCACCAGUCAGUAGCCUGGGCCCAGCUUCAGAGGCUUAGGGGUGGCUGCCCUCUCACCCCCCCGGGGGCCCUGCUCACACAAGCAGAGAUCUCGGCCUGCCACACCAUUCCCCAAGGAUCAUGCCAGUCAAGUGGGCAGGGAGAGAACUGGCACGGAUUUAAGGGAAAAGGUAACUUCUGAACCAAGGGUUGGCCACUUCCUGCCAGGCUGAGGACAGAGACAAAACACAGCAUGAAAGUGUGACCUGAACCGGAAUACAGGAGGCCGAGAGAGAGAGAGAGA